Molecule: messenger RNA, 1389 nt
Organism: Fusarium redolens
Lineage: Eukaryota; Fungi; Ascomycota; Sordariomycetes; Hypocreales; Nectriaceae
Exons: 1
Coding region: 274-1311 (345 amino acids)
Molecular function (GO): 4-hydroxy-tetrahydrodipicolinate synthase activity
Source: RefSeq, a predicted model, not a curated record
UGCACUUGUUCAACAAUCCACCGUUCAUCUGGCGAAUGGAAGCUGAUGAGUGCUGUCGUCUCUCAUCCGUGAGUGGAGACCACGGAUUCAUAUCACGGUCGCCCCCAGAGAAAAAGGACUCGGAAGAAAGAUAUUGAGGCAAAUUUCCACCCAAGCCACAGGCCAGAGACCUUAAGUACCUGGACUCUUCCUAGAACAUCGCUCUAGUCUACUUUAUCCAUACACAAUACGCAACACUUGAACUCCUUUCGUGAAGUUGAUUCGGCAGUUAUCAUGUCUUUCUAUAGAGCUCCACCAAGCGGCGUCUGGGCACCAGCAAUUACCUUUUUCGACCAUGACACAGAUACACUCGACACAGACUCUCAAGCAAAAUAUUACUCUUAUCUAUCCAAAACAGGUCUCGCAGGCCUUGUCGUGCUAGGAACAAAUGCCGAGACCUUUCUCUUAACGCGCGAAGAGCGCAAGGCACUAUUACAGACAGCACGUCAAGCAUGCGGGCCAUCGUUUCCUAUCAUGGCUGGCGUUGGUGGACACUCAACGAAGCAAGUGUUGGAGUUCAUCAACGACGCAGCUGAUGCCGGAGCCAACUACGUCUUGCUCCUCCCUCCUGCUUAUUUUGGGAAGCAGACAACACCAGAGGUCAUCAACAACUUCUUUGACGACGUUGCAAAGAACAGUCAACUACCUAUCGUCAUUUACAAUUUCCCGGUUGUCUGCAAUGGCAUCGACCUGGAUUCCGCCACCAUUGCCGCUUUGGCAAAGAAACACAGCAACAUCGUUGGUGUUAAGCUGACUUGCGGAGCUGUUGCCAAGAUAACACGACUUUCUGCAGAGCUUCCCGAGGAGCGGUUCGCUAUCUAUGGUGGGCAGUCAGACUUCUUAAUAGGAGGCCUGGCUGCUGGCUCCCACGGUACAAUUGCUGGUUUCGCCAACGUUGUCCCCAAGACCAUCGUGCAUAUCUAUAACCUCUACCAAGAGGGCAAGUUUCAGGAAGCCAUGGCUCUGCACAAGAAGGCGGCACUGGCUGAGCAACCUUGCAAGGCUGGAAUUGCAUCAGUCAAGUAUGCAGCAACUCUGAGCACAGCCAAGGCCGCCGGAAUCAAGGGCGCUGCAGAUAAGCUGAAGCCCCGAAGGCCAUACGUGGAACCUACGGAUUCUGCGAAGAAGAGUAUUGAGUCGCAGAUUUCUGACAUGUUGGACUUUGAAGCCACGCUCAAGUUACCAGCUGAGAAGGGCAAGUCAAACGGCGUAACGAAUGGUGUAUCGAAUGGGAUCAUGAAUGGAACAUCAAACGGGGUGGUGGUGCAUUAAAGGUACUAUAUAUGGGACCAAUAGUAUAUAUACUCUGCAGUAAAACAUUGAGUUAAUAAAGUCGGUAACAUUUAAGCA